This is a messenger RNA of Fomitopsis serialis, 1130 nucleotides long. RefSeq lists its product as uncharacterized. The transcript has 3 exons. The record is from RefSeq and is a predicted model, not a curated record. Bases 229 to 900 code for a protein of 223 amino acids. Lineage: Eukaryota; Fungi; Basidiomycota; Agaricomycetes; Polyporales; Fomitopsidaceae. Gene Ontology annotation, molecular function: protein binding.
UGGUAAGUCCACAGUGCUGUUCCAAAUCCGGAAAGUAUGUACUAGGGGGUUGCUAGGGGGUGGCCACACACGGCGCCCACGGCAAACUUGCAAUUGACGAUCAUCGCGGUCAAAAACAUACCUGCGUAGUCUCAGACAAAGACACUCCACAAGCUUACAGCGAAGGGAUUGUGUCGAACCCACACAUCGGCAGACAAAACCGCACCACAGCUGGGUUUGUGAAACGCAAUGGCAAACCUAUCCGACGGUCACAGUCGUACGGUCUCAGCCUCUACACAAGACCUCGAACUUGUGCGCGACGAAGAGCUCUGGUUUCUGGACGGAAGUAUCGUCCUCGUCGCCGAGAGGCGCGCAUUUCGUGUAUAUCAUGGUAUCCUGUUGCGCGAGUCCACAGUCUUCAGCGGCCUGCUGUCUCUACCUCAGCCAGAUGACGUAAAUGGGAUAGAUGGCUGCCCUUUGGUCAAGCUGUCGGACUCCGCGGAUGAUCUCCGACAUCUGCUGCGAUUUUUAUUUAAUAGGAGAUAUUUGAUGCCCGCUGGAGAACCCAUAGCAUUCUCCGCUGCAGCAGCCCUCGUUCAACUAGGGCAUAAAUAUCAACUUGACAUCGCUGAAGCCGAAGGCCUUCGACUGCUGAAGACGGUUUUCACAACGAGCUUCCGCGACCAACCUGAUAUCAUAUAUCGAAGCUUCGACUCAAGUGGCCGGCAGCAAACCGUCCAGUCCGUUGUUCGGUAUCAAGAUCGAGACGCAAUCACCGCCGUCAACCUCGCUCGACUGACCGGCGAAUGGAGUAUCCUGCCUACCGCGUUCUAUCUGUGCUGUCAGCUCAAAGCCGAGACACUUGUGCUGGGAAACCCUCGGGCCGACCGACGGCUCGCAGGAUUGCCUCAGUCCGAGUGACCUAGCAAUAUGUAUCGACGGAAAGAAGGAGUUGAUGUACGCGCAUGCUGCGGCAGCGCGCGCCAUCCUCUACCCAACUGGAGUGAUCACUGGACCCGACAGCUGGUUCGCCGAUUGCGAGAGCGGAGACUGCAAAGAUAUACGGGACGGACUCUUCCCGGACAUCGUUAAAAUACCAAAGUUUGGAGAGAACACGCUGUGGGGCUGGGACUCGGAAGAAAUCAUCGCAG